This is a messenger RNA of Dictyostelium discoideum AX4, 390 nucleotides long. RefSeq lists its product as hypothetical. The transcript has 2 exons. The record is from RefSeq and is a predicted model, not a curated record. NCBI's taxonomy places the organism in Eukaryota, Evosea, Eumycetozoa, Dictyosteliales, Dictyosteliaceae. The coding region runs from base 1 to 390 and encodes 129 amino acids. Gene Ontology annotation, cellular component: mitochondrion.
AUGAAUAGCACACAAAUUAAAACUAUACAUAUGUAUAGAAAUUUAAUAAGAGCAAGUAAAUUAUUCUUAAAUGAAUCUAGAAAAGAUCGUUGCAUUUCAAGUCAUUUCAAAUCAAGCAUUCAACAAAAAUAUAGAGAAAAUAAAAAUUUAAAAGAUAAUAAAAAGAUUAUAGAUUUAAAUAUCAAUGCUGAUAAAGUUUAUUCAAACUUUAAAGAUUUAUUAGAAAAUAAAUAUUUAUUAAAAUAUCCAUGUUCAAUUAAUAUUAUACCAGACUAUGUAGAAAAGUCAAAUAUUUUAUUAUCAACUAAAAACCAAUCAAAAAUGAAAUCUAAAAAAUGGGGUUUAUUAGAUAGAUUAAAAGUAGUUUUCACUAAAGAUCAAGAAAAAUAA